AAAAGAAAAGAAAAGUAACAACAAUGUUCUGAAAUUUGUCUCGUUAAUUGUUGCCUAGCUGUACCUUUAUUGAUUAAUUAAUUCUGAUUAUUAAUUAACAUUGGAAAAAGGCCAUAAUUUUUUCAUUUGUUAAAUCUGCAAACCUCCAAAAGCCAAAACCAGAGACCUGAAAGCAUUAUUUUGUAGAGAUCUAAACCAAACAUAGCCAUUCCCGACCAGCACCAACUCCCACAGUCAGCUUUCAAUCACUCCUUUAUUGUUAUACUUCCAAAUUCCAAUUUCCAAUAAACCUUGAACAAAUCCUUUGUUCAUUUCUCUGUCCUGAAGCAAAAAAACUGUUGCUUUCUGUCCAUGGAAUGAAAGAAAGAAGUGUUUGCUUUCAGUCUUGAUCAUCAUCAUCAUUUCUGCCUUUUCCGUUACAUUUCUUGAAAAGGAAAAAAACCCAUCUUUUCAAUUCCCUUAUUCUUUGAUUUGGUUGGUGGUGUUGAUGUGUUCUUAAAAAAAUUCAUCACCACCAAAUAUAUGUUGGAUGGAUUUUGGUGAUGAGUUUUUGAUUGAGAAUUACAGAGUGCCAUGGCUUAUAUGGGUUCAGUUAUUAGUCAUGAUUCUUCUUGUUCUUGUGCUUUUUUUAUGUGGGUUCAGCAUCUUUUCUUCGGAUCAGUCCAGCAAUUCCAGCAGCUCGGGAGCGUCAUCAUCUUCUUCUUCCUCCUCCUCUUCUCAGUCCCAUGUCAAAAAGCCAUUGCUCGAUAACACCAGUUCUAAGGUGGAAAGAAAUCAAACAAUUCGAGGAGAGGAAGAAGCAAGCGCAAGCAAAGGCAUGCUAGAAGAUGAAAUUGAAGAAGGAGAUGACUCUUCAGCAAAGGAUUUAGCCCUUUUCCGGCUUCUGAGGCAGGGAGGUCGCCACCCAUGUGACUAUUUUGGUCUAGCCAAACAGGCUUUUCUCAAGUGCUUUGGAUUGGGUUAUGGAUCCGAAAGUUGUCGCAGCAGCAAUCAUAGAAAGGAAGAUUGAGGUGUGCAAAUUUUUCCUCCCUCUUUCUCUUUCUCUUAACAAUGCACAGAUGCAUCUUUGCCUUACAUUUUGCAGGCACAUAACUUCGAUAAUUAUAAGGAAACAUAAGGUCUCCAUUGAUUAUGUUCUGCUUUUUGAUAAGAAAGAUUAGGUAGGCUCAUACAUAAGAUACACAUAUUGUAUCACCUUAUGCUGAGUUUUGGUCUGUACUUUUGCAGCAGUAGAGUUGCUUUGAAAGUAUGAAUGCUGCAGGCCUUCAGAUCCGAAACCUGUAAGGAGUCUGCUGUUAUCAGCCUGUAAAUUGAAUGAUCUCUUGAUCCAUAUUCACCCAGGUCAAGUGUAGUUUCUUCCAACCUGAUCAUUGCUAACCCCCGGAUAUCAGCUGUAAACAUGUAGGCAAGUUUGUGAGGCUUCUCGUAAUUUGUUCAGUGUGAUUUCAUCAAAUCUUUAUCUGGACUAACUACGGCCAUGGAAAGGAAGAGUAUAAAAUAAAAAAAUUAAUAUGAAUGUCUCGUGCUAGAAAAUUUUUGAAUAAAGACUGAAUCAAAAAUAAAAGCCUCGAUGAAUAAUUUACUCUUCCAGGAAGCGUUUGACCUACCAUGUACAAUAACUAUGGGGUGGACCAUCCAAAGCAAUUAUUCUGUAGUCAAAAAGUACCCUGAUUUACAAUGGUAAUUUCGGCAGUGACAUCUUGCAAAAACGAGGGGUGGUGCUCUAGUAGUUUUGGACCUUGUACACGCAACAACUGAUGGUCCAAUUCUUAAUCCUUGUUGUUUCAAACCACAAAAAACGCCCAGCAACAAUUCUUAUCAAUUCCAUUUCCGCCAGAAUCAACCCACAAAAACGUGAGCGCAGCCAGAAUUAUGCCAGUACGGCAGAUGGAACAAUUUGGGUGGUUGGAGGAAAUUCAUGAUCGAAUGUAGCGAUUGUGGUAAUGAGUGCAAAUAGGGCAGCAGAGUCCAGGAUUGGGAGAGGCAAACGGAACAAUCAGGUUCCGCCCGUUCCUCCACCUCUUCUUCCUCCAGGAAGGGAGGAAUGGUGUGAGUGAAAGACAUGCAGAAAAAAUAGAGUAGAGCUGCUGAAAUGUAUAAUUGAGAAGCUGCUGUAAAAAAUCAAUGAUAUAUGAGGUAAAAGUUUUUGCAUUUUUGCUAAGAGUAUAUGUUCAAAUGGUCUUUUAUAUUUUGUAGAAAACUUAAUUUGGAUCUUUACAUUAAAAACUCACUCAUAUGG
This is a messenger RNA of Oldenlandia corymbosa var. corymbosa, 2239 nucleotides long. The record is from the annotation of a GenBank genome assembly. NCBI's taxonomy places the organism in Eukaryota, Viridiplantae, Streptophyta, Magnoliopsida, Gentianales, Rubiaceae.